UCUAUUCUGGUCAGACGAGACGAGACGAGAAUCGGAGAUGAAUCCCCAAACCGAUAAGGUGGUGAGAAGGACGACGAUGGUGGCGACUGUUGUUGCUUCCUACUUCCUCUUAACAGGCGAUUACGGUCCCGAGCCAAACGUUCUUGAUCCCAUCAAAAGGAUAAUAUUAUCAGCACAAGAUUCUGUCAAGCAAUUCAUCUUUGGACCAAAGAAAGAACCAUCUGGGAAAGAACAAUCUGACAAUGCUAAAUGAAUAUGUAGUUAGUUAUAACUGUCAAUCUACUUUUUGUAAUCAACGAAAGUGUAAUAACCCUUAUCUUUUUUUUUUUCUUUCUAGUAACAAGUUUAAAUCUCCUC
This is a messenger RNA of Capsella rubella, 357 nucleotides long. RefSeq lists its product as uncharacterized. The transcript is spliced from 2 exons. Bases 38 to 253 code for a protein of 71 amino acids. The record is from RefSeq and is a predicted model, not a curated record. NCBI's taxonomy places the organism in Eukaryota, Viridiplantae, Streptophyta, Magnoliopsida, Brassicales, Brassicaceae.